Frankliniella occidentalis (western flower thrips) is the source of this 858-nucleotide messenger RNA. RefSeq lists its product as uncharacterized. Lineage: Eukaryota; Metazoa; Arthropoda; Insecta; Thysanoptera; Thripidae. The record is from RefSeq and is a predicted model, not a curated record. Bases 144 to 839 code for a protein of 231 amino acids. The transcript is spliced from 3 exons.
AUGUUUUACAUGAUGCAACAGCAUUCGCAGAGGUCACCUGAUGGGGAGGGUGAAGCACCGCGGGUUGCCUAUCUAUUAGGCAGAUCAGAUUGCGUACUGCAGGAUCCCAUGACAACCACACCCCGGGCCCUGUGGCUGCGGCAAUGACAUUGACCUCCGCGGUGAAGCGCACUCCACUCGCGACGCCACACGUGAUGCUGGUCGUGGACCAGACCGGUUCUACCGGGUGCCUCCCUACACUAUGCCCGUCCCGCUCCUCUUGUUUGUCGCCCCGGCCUUUCCAAGGAGGCGGCGGCGUGACGUCAGCAAAGGGAUGCAGUCGCCGGUGCCGCCGCGGGGGGCGGCGGCGCAGGGGGUGGCGGUGUGGUGUGGCGUUUCCGCGAACCUGGCACAGUUGUCUCCGGCGCUCCGAGAUGAACGUAUCGCAGGUCGUGAUCCUGGUGGCGGUGGUGGGUGCGGCGGCGCUGUGCGCGCCGGUGGACGGCGCGGCGUACGCCUGGCCCUUCGCCCCCGACCAAAACAAGAGCAACGUCGCCACGCCCUCAGCCUCGCCGCCGUCCGCGAGCGCCCCGACCACGACAGUGACGGGCCCGCGGCAGCCGACCCCCGAGGAGCGGGAGGACUGCCAAUCUCAGAUAGGCAAAAUCGAGGAAGGGGUACACAUCAGCACCAUGAGGAAGUACGACAUGGCCAAGAUACUCGAGGAGCACGGCGGGGCGCCUGGCAAGCUAAACGAGCCGUUGGAUAUGGACGUCCCGGAAUUCCCCGUGGCUGACCCUACACUGAAGCCUCUGCCAGACACCGGAAACACCACAUUUUGGGUGUACGACUACAAGUGAGUCCACUGAUGAUUGAUAG